Molecule: messenger RNA, 1538 nt
Organism: Gallus gallus (chicken)
Lineage: Eukaryota; Metazoa; Chordata; Aves; Galliformes; Phasianidae
Gene: ITPRIP3O
Product: inositol 1,4,5-trisphosphate receptor-interacting protein-like 1
Exons: 2
Coding region: 389-1414 (341 amino acids)
Cellular component (GO): membrane
Source: RefSeq, a predicted model, not a curated record
ACCUGCAUGGUUUCCGCUGGAGCCCUCGGGUACACGUAAGACGUUCAGGCAGCACAUGCUGCCAGCGCGGAUCCAGGUCUCAUUACCCAGCCAAGCCAAUUGAAUGCUGUGAAGCACACCUUCCAAAAUACGGAUUAAAGGAACCUCGGCUCUGAUAACAGCACACAAGCACAAGAUUUUGUUUGCUUUUGAUUUAAUAGCAUAUCUUUCUCUUUUAGUAACACUUGCGGUGAUGCAUGAAUAAACAGAAGCACUCUAUUAAAAAAUGUCCGAUGCAACCAAAAUUCUCCCCGGGAGGAUACUGUGGAAGACCGUGCUGAAGUCUAGGUAGACUACCUCAGCAGCCUUUCCCUCAUCUACCCAUCCGGUCACACGGUCAUAGAAGGAGAUGACGUUGGGCAAGCACAACCUGCCUUUCACGAGCCCGUGCUGGCCGGGCCCGAUCCCCUGCAUGUCAUGCACGUGCCGUGUGAUGUGUACGGAGAUGAUUUGCUCCGUAACUUUCCCCGGUACCGAGGUCAGGGAAGAGACAGGAGAGAGGAGAGUGGAGCAGUGCAGCGGUGCGGCUGUGCUUGUGACAGCAGCAGACGCGUCACAGCGGGGGGGCGGGGCGUUGUCAGGAGGCUGUCAGAGUAGAGGCAGCGCUGCGGCACUUUGGCCUAGGCCUUCGAUAGCGCAACGUACGCUGGCCGCUGGCGGCAGCGACCAGCAAAGUUCCAGCAGCGAGGAGGAGGACGAGGAGGAGGACGAGGAAGAGGAAGAGGAAGAGGACAGUGACUUGGACGAGACACGCGACGUAGACAGAGUUUGGGCCGACAGCACCCAGUGGCCAGCGCCACACGCGGCCGGCAAGUGCCAGCUGGUGGAGGAGCUGGUGGACGACCUUCUUCGUGCCUGCCGAGGAAAGACGUGCCACAGCUUCGUGCCCCGGCUGCAGCCGGCCAUCGGGGUGGCCUGCGUCUGUGAAGGAUGGAGUGCCCAGGAAGACAACGUCAUCUACCGCCUGCUCGUGCCCAUGAGAGCUCCCCCCGGGCACGCCUUCCGUGUGGAGCUGGGCAACCCAAAGGAGACACCAAAAAGCAAGAAGUCCUGUCUGCGUGUGGAGCUGGAGUGCAUGUGUGCGAGGGAGCGGCUGCUGGGGGACAUGCUCUGCUUUCUCCACCACACUCGGAGGGAGCUGAGAGAAAACCAGGAAGCCAGCCUCCUCAACACCUUGUGCAGGGCCUCCUAUCUGGACGUGCGGAAAACCACGCGCUGGUUCCAGAACCGGGUGAAAGCAGCCUGGAAUUGUCUGCCUCAGUCGCGUGACUGGGGCCUGGAGCUGGUGCCCUCCGACCACUCCUGCAAGAUCAAGCUGACCCCCCCCCUCCAAGAGCACCUUCACCAUCGAGAUGACUCUUGGGGUGCAGCUUGAUGAGUCGGGCACGUUCCUGAGCUUUGACUAGGCUCAGGCUAUGCUUCUGUCUUCUUCUCUGUCUCUGUCUUCCCAAGUAUGUCCUUCUCUCUCUUAAAUAAAAUUAAUAGUAGUAUUAAUCAUA